Messenger RNA from Styela clava, 1061 nucleotides. Its product is annotated as protein ARV1-like. The record is from RefSeq and is a predicted model, not a curated record. Gene Ontology annotation, cellular component: cortical endoplasmic reticulum; Golgi apparatus. Gene Ontology annotation, biological process: sphingolipid metabolic process; intracellular sterol transport; regulation of plasma membrane sterol distribution. NCBI's taxonomy places the organism in Eukaryota, Metazoa, Chordata, Ascidiacea, Stolidobranchia, Styelidae.
ACAUAUUUUGUUGUUUUAGGUUGUACAGUUAAUUUGAUAUGUUCACAUGUAUUGAAUGCGGUGAACAAUGCAAAGAUUUGUAUUCCACAUUCCCUAAUACUGGGAUCCUUAAGAUAGAACAUUGUACAAAGUGCAAGCAAGUUGUUGACAAAUAUAUUGAAUUUGACAUCACUCUCGUAUUCUUGGAUUUAAUUCUUCUGCGACUUGCAGCCAUUCGUCACAUAUUGUGUAAUCGAGACACUGGUAAUGAACACUGGAAAUUGGCUUUUUUGUGCUUGUUUUGUGAUGGCUAUAUGAAGUGGAUAUCAAAAAAUGCACCCAGCGCAACCAUUGAUGAUAGAAACAGUACAAAUUCUGAAGAUGUUGUAUUCCAUGCAGCAACUCAACUACAACUUUACGUCAUGACUAUUGUAUCAGGACUUGAACUAAGCUUAUUUAUAUUCAUUGUGUUAUUCUUAUGUUAUGUUAUUCAAAAACUUCUUGUUAUUUUGAUGCCAAAAUUACCAUCAGUUUUACUUUUUUCAACAUCUAAACAAAUUGUAUUCAAUGCUAAGAAGAUAAGUCAAGCACUACUUUUUGCUAAUUGUGGUAAAUUAUUGUUACUCCCUGCAAUUGUUUGGGGUCAGCGUUCGAAGCAUCUUUACUAUAUUAUUGCACAUGUUAUAUGUUCCAGUACAGUUUCACUGAGUAUAGUUACAAACUUUUCAUAUGCAGUAACAGCAACAAUAUCUGUGUGUAGUUUCGUUUCGAUUUUGUACUUACAACCAUGGACAAAUUCAAUGUUUGAAAGCAAUGUUCUGUUUUGAUUCACUAGACAUACACAUUGCUUGGCCAGAAUCUUUCUUUCUUCUUGUUAUGCCGUUUGAGAUGGACCAUUUAUCGCAUUAGAUUUGAUGUUUUCUAACAUUCGUAGUUGUUUCUGUAUGUUAUUUUAUUAUUUUUAUACUAUUUUAUACACAGCAUAUUUGUGAAAUUUAUAUUGGCAAACCAGGAUUGUAAUAUUCCAGUUGAAUACAGAAAUGAUGCUUAUACCUGUGAAGAAGCAAGAAAAAGUUUACCAG